AUGAACUCCACCUCCCCAGCUGACUCCGGCGGCUUUCUGGGUUCCAAUUCCAUCGGCGGAUUCGGCUACGGCAUCGGUGUUUCCGUUGGAAUCCUCCUCCUCAUUACAACCAUCACCUUAGCUUCUUACUACUGCACCAGAACCCACCAGGAAUCCAGCCAUAGCUCGUCGUCGACGACUCAGCAGAGGGUCACGACGGACACCCAGAUGGCCGGAGAUUUCGUCAUCGACGUCGGGCUAGAUGAGGACACCAUCAAGAGCUACCCGAAGGUGGUGUACGCCGAGGUGAAGUUACAGAAGGCGGAUUCCACGGCGAGCUGCUGCUCGAUUUGCUUGGCGGAUUAUAAGAGCAGCGACGUGCUGAGGUUAUUGCCGGAGUGUAAGCAUCUGUUUCACGUCAAGUGCGUUGACCCAUGGUUGAGGAUGCAUCCAACUUGUCCUGUUUGCCGGACUUCGCCGAUUCCGACGCCCGUGUCAACGCCUCUCGCCGAGGUGGUUCCCUUGGCGAUUACCACCAGAAAUUAG
Carica papaya (papaya) is the source of this 525-nucleotide messenger RNA. RefSeq names its product RING-H2 finger protein ATL70-like. Lineage: Eukaryota; Viridiplantae; Streptophyta; Magnoliopsida; Brassicales; Caricaceae. The record is from RefSeq and is a predicted model, not a curated record.